Messenger RNA from Chelmon rostratus (copperband butterflyfish), 3716 nucleotides. RefSeq lists its product as uncharacterized. The record is from RefSeq and is a predicted model, not a curated record. Lineage: Eukaryota; Metazoa; Chordata; Actinopteri; Chaetodontiformes; Chaetodontidae. The coding region runs from base 205 to 1683 and encodes 492 amino acids. The transcript has 5 exons.
GCCUCUUCAUCAGGACCCCGCCGCAGCCUGUCGGUACUUCAUUGAGCGGUGAUUGAAAGCGGGUUGAUUUGCGCUGCGCCGCUCGAAGGAUCCCCCGAAGCAAACCGCCGCUCACGCGUCGCUCCGCGCUUUUGUUGACCCGCCGGGCACCUUGAAUAUCACCGAUCCGCCCGGUCAGAACAUUGUGUCCUCUCGUGGGGGAAAAUGACUGCCAAGCAUCGGAAAGGGAAAAGCAACCACAAACAUGAAGACAACUUUUUCAAAAAUGAAGUGGCGGAGUCCGAAGUUCGCGCUGGAGCGAGUAAUUACACUCUCCUGCUGGUUUUAUUUCUGAUGAUUGUAAUAGGCGGUGCCACUAGCGCGUGGUUCUGUUUCCAGCAGCACCAAACUUUAACCUACUUAACAGACAAUCUCAUGGGCAUGCAGAUGAAAAUAGUGAAGCUGCAGUCCUCCCACGAAGAAAUGCGACAGUCCAGCGAUAAGCAGCAUGUGUCAGAGAGUCUGGAGACCCGCCUGAGUGCCCUGGAGGAGUCUUAUGCACUGGCCCAGAAACAGGUGGGCAUGGCCUUGGCUACAGCCGAGCAGCUCAGGACGUCUGACCUCCCCGCUCAGGUGCUGUCGCUUCACACAGAGAUGAAAGCCCGCCUGGCAGAGAUGCAGCAAGCCACCGUGUCUCUGGAGCAGCUGAGCCAGCUGCGGACCAUGCUGAAGGGGAAGAGUGAGGAGUUUGAGGGGGUCAGGAUUCAGGUGGACGGCCUGGCCACGCUCAGCGCCGAGCUAUCCCACAAGGUCGAGGUCUUGACGGGGAGCCUGGGAGAAGCGGAAUCAAAGCUGGAGGAGAGAGCUGGGCAGGUCACCGCGCUGAGCGCCACCCUGGACGGACAGGCAGCCGAGGUGCUCGGGCUGAAAGAGCAGCUGCACACCUACCAGGCUCAGCUUGAGGCUGGCACGCUGGAGAUGGCUGCUGUCAGAGAGUUACUUGAGCAUGAGCAGUCCCAGCGGGUCCAGCAGGCCAGUGUGGAGGAGCAGCUCGAUACGCUGGUGGGAGAAACUCAGCCUCCUGCUGAGCCUGAGGAACAGACAAAGGAAGAGACAGCUCCCACAGUUGAAGAAGAAGAAGAAGAAGGAGAAGCAGCUGCAGCAACUGAAGAAGAGGAUGAAGAGGAGGAGGCACUUCCUGCAGAUGUAGAAACAGAGGCAUCCAAUGUAGAAGAAGAGCUAGAACCAGAGCAAGAGCCAGAGGCAGAGGCUGAGCAAGAGGCAGAUGAAGGAGAGGAGGCGAGUGAAGGAGAGGCAGCUGCACAGGAUGAAGCUCCUGUCGAGCAGGAGGACUCUGUGACAGAUGAAACUGCUCCUGCAGAGGAGGUGGAGGUGGAGGCGGAGGCAUUAAAGGAGGAUCAGACGGAGCAAGAGGAGUCGGACGCCUUAUCAGAACAGGAGGGAGUGGAUACGACAGAGACAGCAGAGGAGGGACAAAGCAUAGAGGAGGAGAUGCCCGAGGAGGAGGCGGCUCAGGAAGAGCCGACACCCGAGGAGGAGAAACUUAAUGUAGAGGAGGAGGCGUCGGAGGGGGAUGAAGAACAGCAGGAUGUCGCAGCUGAAGAGGAGAGCCACAGUGAAGAGGAGGUGGAUGAAGAAGGCGAGGAGCCAUUCGAAAAUGAUGCUUCACCAGGGGAAGAAUAGUUCAUAUCACCAGAAAGUGGAUUUUAUUCCACACCGGACACACCCACCGAGGAGAACGGGAACUUUGUCAGUCUGAAGUCACAGUCUACAACAUGACAAAUACUGUGGGAAGGCAUUAUUGAUUGCUGUUGUUUAGGUGCAGUAUUCAUUAUGCGGUUGCUCUUUGAAAGGCAGACCUAGUUAGAAGAAACCUGUCACUAUGCUGCAGUCGGAGCUGAAACCUGUACCUCAAAAUAUCAGAUGGCUGUUAAGUGAGGAAAUGAGUAAUUCAGGGUUUACCUGCCAAUAAUGACCUCAAAAGCCUUAAUCAAAAAAAAAAAAAAAGUGACUCUCUUUCUACAGAUCGUUUUCCACUCUUCAUAAGUGGCACUUUUCCUUUUUUUCUUUUAAAUCAAGGUCUCUGUACUAAACUGGAAAACUAAAAGCCAAUGAUAUAACAAGAAGCCAUUGCAUAAACUGUUUAUCGAUGCACUUGAAGCCAUAAGUAAUGCCUGUCUUGGUGAGAUUAAAAUGUGUUUUUUUUUUUGUCACUGAUAUGAAAUGUAUGGUGAGACAAUAUUUUAGACGAGUUGCAGUAACUUAAUGUGUCCCAGUUGUUUACACAGACAAAACUAAAGAGCUAGCAAAAAGGAAAAAAAAAAACAUCCCUGAAGAAGAAUUCCUGAAUGUUUUUAAAGAAUACGACAAACUGUAGUUGAUAGAUUUUUUACUUUUUAAAGUGCAUCUCUGUGUUUCAGUACUUAAAAACUGGAGGUUCGCUUGAUUUAGUUUGGCUCGUUGUAUUUUUUGCACUUUUUUUGUACGAUUCCAGUCAGACAGAACACACCUGUAGCAUUGUAAGAUAACGUGGUGUAAAAGUCCUCUACCAAGAACUGUUUGGUUUCAUCAUCAUCCUACAGCUUUAGUAUUUUUUAUUCAAACCUACAUCAUUGAGUCAGUUCAGAGUUUGCAUCAUUUAGUGCUGCUGUGUGUCUUCAAGGAAUAACAGCAGAUAUUCUAUGCAAUACUGUCACUACUAAUAGUGUUUUCACUGACUUUGGAAAGUAAAGAAGAGCUUAGUGAAGCACCUCAGGGAGAAGUUGCUCUCCAAAUGGAUGGAAAACCAUCACAGUGAUGUACCGCAGCUACCUUGUGAGGGAUAUUUUCAAAACCAAGUAAUUUUCCUCCAAAACACCACCAAUUAGACCUAAGUUGACCGCACCAAUUAAUUUGUGUCAUGUGAACACGUUCAGUGACCGAAUAAAUCAGUUUUGCAGCAGUUAUCACAACUUUAAUGACAAAACCAGUCCUUUGACUAAACAGUACCAGAAUUUCACAGUCAAAAAUGGGAAUUCUUCUUUACAGAUGACAAUUUAACUACAAAUAACAGCCACAUGAUGUUAGUGCAACAGUUCAUCCAACCAGAGUCCAUGUGAAAUACACAUGUUCAGCUACAUAUGAGCCACAUAUGAGAACUAGAGAGUCAAUCUCGAGUUUUUCAGCAGGACACUGACUCUACACGUGAAUCCAGGCUACACCUGGACUGUGAAAUCUGAAGGAGGAGCAAGGAGUGCCUGUCUGUGUUCAUGGCUCUUCUGUCUGCUGCCACCAGAUCUCAACCCUGCUGAACCUGUCUGGGAACAUUCGAAACAAAUAAAGGGUGAAACAUACAGUCGCAUCAUCAGACUGUGUAAGAAAAUGGAUUUUCUUUGGAUGCUCUGCUGCACCGUGCAAACUGUGAUAAGGCAAAGACCAAACAUAUCAAAUCUAAUAUUAGAUAUAUUGUUGUAUUAAUUGCCUCUUCGGAGACUUGGCUAAUGUGUGUGUAGACAUGCUUCACUAGUGAUUCAACAGAGUUCUUGGUAGUGAGACUUUUGGACAACACUGUGCAUUUUUACUAAGCCUGAUAUUCAAUUUUACAAAAUGCACUGUUUUUGCCAAGACAUUGGUUACUUUCAAUAUGACACUUCUCACAUUGUCAUGUUUUUAAAAUAAACCCUGGUUCUUUCACUUUUGUAUUCUGGAUUCUGUGCUGUGCUGAUUCAUAUUAAAUU